Molecule: messenger RNA, 2137 nt
Organism: Stomoxys calcitrans (stable fly)
Lineage: Eukaryota; Metazoa; Arthropoda; Insecta; Diptera; Muscidae
Product: neprilysin-4
Exons: 1
Coding region: 44-2080 (678 amino acids)
Biological process (GO): protein processing
Cellular component (GO): plasma membrane
Molecular function (GO): metalloendopeptidase activity
Source: RefSeq, a predicted model, not a curated record
AAGAAAGUUAAGCAACUGUUUUAUUUAACAAAAACAAAACAAAAUGUCUCAAAACGUCUUCAUAUUCUAUGCUUGCGUCGCACUUCUACGGGCUAUCCAUAGCCAGGGCUUGCCCAUUGCUGUAGCUGAAUUGAAUGCCCAACAUACGCCAAGUGUCAUACGCCAGACCAAAGCCACAGAAAUGCUGAAAUAUUUCAACGAUUCCAUUGAUCCUUGUGAAGAUUUCUUCGAAUUCACUUGCGGUAAUUUUGCAAAAUAUCAUCCCACCAAUACAACACUCAACACUUUUGAAAUACUGGAAGAUGCCAUGUUCGAUAAAAUCAAAAACGAAAUGCAUGUUGAGGAUUCUGAUGACACCGACGUGGAUAAGAAUAUCAAAAGUUUCUAUAGAUCCUGCAUACUUGCUUGGGAUUGGGUGGGGAGUUAUAAGCAAAAAUUCCAAGAUUUGAUCGAAGAAUUUGGACAAAUGCCAGUUUUGGAGGGUGAGAACUGGCGGGAGAGUGAUUUCGAUUGGAGCAGCGCAGUUGCCAAAAUUAUCUAUAAGACUGGACUACAAAUUUUCUUUAAAAUCGGCGCUACUGGCGACUUGAACGAUAACUCGAUUAGCCGUGUGGCUUUUGUCCAACCGCCCUUUGCCUUCAAGGACAUCUCUUUGUAUGUGGAUGAGUCCCUAUCCAUAGCAAAGCAGAUUCGUCUACAGUCAAUUGCUAGAGAAUUGGGAGUAUUUAUGGAUGCUCGAAGGGGAUUGAAUACAAAAACUGCCCAUGAAAUUUUAGAUUUCGAAACAUCAUUGGCCCGCGGUAUGUUUGAUAAUAAACUGAAUGUCAAUCUAAGCGAAAUCUAUAGGCUGGUACCCAUUGAUACGGUUCAGGACAAAUAUUCACCUGUCUGGGAUACCAAAAAAUUGGUAACUGAAGCCUUGGGCUUCACACCCGACUUAUUGCUUAUUCAACCCGGCUAUCUGGAUAACACUUUCGAAGUGAUGCAAAAAGCCUCCCCCAAAACAGUGGCCAAUUUUUUAUUCUAUCAAUACCUAGCCAACUUCAUGGAUGACAUUUACGACCAGCAGCAGGAAAAAAAUUGCAUCAUAAGUACUAGAAAUGUCUUUCAUCAGCCUUUGGUAAAUCUCAUCUAUCGCAAGUAUUUCAAUGAGCACAUAAAAGAGGGUGGGAAUAUUUUGUGGCACGAGUUGAAAACAGCCUUUGAGAAUACAUUGAAAUCCGACAGACUAACAUGGAUGAGUGCAGAAACCCGAGAAUAUGCGAUUCAAAAGCUGAAGGCCAUAAAUUUGGAAUUAGUCACCUAUGAGCAUAAUAAUUUUUCCCAAGAAUUCGGGGGCAUGGAUAUUAACGACUUUGACUAUAUCCACAAUAUGAAGUCAAUAUUAAAGCGUCAAGGUGAAUUGGCCCGGGCAAAAUUCGACAAGUCGCCGCCGCCCAUAAUGCCCGGUGGGGUUUCACCCAUCAAUGUGAUUAUAGAAAAUGUCAUUAAAGUUCCCAUUGGUAUACUGCAACCCAACUACAUUUGGUCCAGUUCUUACCCUUAUGCCUAUAAUUUUGGAACUCUGGGCUUCGUUGUGGCUCAUGAAAUUUUUCAUGGCUUCUUUGGUGUAGGUCGGUUGUGUGACAUCAAAGGCAACCUUCUAAAUUGGUGGGAUACGGAAUCGGAAACACAUUUCCGUCAACAUGCCAGAUGCUUUGUUGACCAAUACAAGUCUUAUAGCUAUGGGGGUCGGCCGUUGCCCGAAUUGGCCAAUCAAGAUGAAAAUAUUGCCGAUAAUGGGGGAUUGCAUUUGGCCUAUGAGGCCUAUCUAAGUUGGUGUGAAAAGCAUCAGGAUGCCGAGGAAUCUUUUCCUGGUUUGGAAUACAACAAUCGUCAGUUGUUCUUUAUAAGCUUUGGUCAAUUGAUGUGUGCCACAUCGCUUCCUGAUAUAAGGGCAGAACUAGCGGCCAGUGAUGUUCAUGUUCCAGAGAAAUUUCGUGUUAUAGGCCCUUUGUCAAAUUUUGACGAAUUCGCCAAAGAGUUUGAGUGUUCGAUAGGUAGUGCGAUGCAUCCUGCGAAGAAAUGUGGAAUUUAUUGAUUUAAGACAACAUAAGCACGAAAGUAAAAGGAUAUAUAUGUUUGAUUCAUUUUCAAA